GAGUUGGGAAGAGCACACAGACAAAAACCUAUGCCUCCAAAGCCAGAAGAUCUAGCAGUCAUCUGUUUCACCAGUGGAACAACAGGAAACCCCAAAGGAGCUAUGAUCACUCAUCAAAACAUAGUCAGCAAUGCAUCAGCUUUCGUGAAAACUACAGAGAAAACAUUUAUGCCUUCCUCUGAUGAUGUUCUGAUAUCAUUCCUGCCCUUGGCUCACAUGUUUGAGAGAAUUGUUGAGUGUGUGAUUCUGUGCCAUGGAGCUCGGAUAGGAUUCUUUCAAGGGGAUAUCAGACUACUUAUGGAUGACCUAAAAACACUGCAGCCAACUGUAUUUCCUGUGGUACCAAGACUGUUGAACAGAAUGUUUGACAAGAUUUUUGGACAGGCAGAUACUUCACUAAAGAGGUGGAUGUUGGAUUUUGCUUCCAAGAGGAAAGAAGCAGAACUCAGAAGCGGCAUAGUUAGAAAUAACAGUUUCUGGGAUAAAGUCAUCUUCCGUAAAAUACAGGCAAGUUUGGGAGGAAGAGUAAGGCUGAUGGUCACAGGAGCUGCACCUGUAUCUGCAAGUGUACUGACCUUCCUGAGAACAGCUCUUGGCUGUCAG
Messenger RNA from Antrostomus carolinensis (chuck-will's-widow), 603 nucleotides. Its product is annotated as long-chain-fatty-acid--CoA ligase 1-like. The record is from RefSeq and is a predicted model, not a curated record. NCBI's taxonomy places the organism in Eukaryota, Metazoa, Chordata, Aves, Caprimulgiformes, Caprimulgidae. Gene Ontology annotation, molecular function: long-chain fatty acid-CoA ligase activity. Gene Ontology annotation, cellular component: membrane; endoplasmic reticulum. Gene Ontology annotation, biological process: long-chain fatty acid metabolic process. The annotation marks the transcript as partial. The transcript has 7 exons.